CAUUUCCUUCCCUCCCAAAGGACGGGCAUGCAGAGGUACGGAGCAAGAAGACUCGCUGCUCAGACUCCUAUGGCCAUCAACAAAUGGACCGGUUUCAACGAUUCACUGUCAUUCCCUCCUCACUCUCACCACGAAAACGGAGAUCAUCAAUUGUUUUGCGAUCUUCUUGAAGCAUGCAAACUAUCUCAAGAUAUAAGAACUGCAACUGAAACCCAUACAAGAAUCAUUAGAUUUGGUUAUGGAACUAAUUCAUCUAUUGCAGCUUCUCUGAUUUCAACCUAUGUAAAUUGUAAUCAACUUAAUCUUGCUUAUCAAGUUAUCCGUCAAGUUUUCUCUUGGACCGUUAGUUUGGCGGGUUUGAAUUUGGUUAUUGAUAGUUUCAUGAGAAUUGGAGAAUAUGAGAUUGCGAAGAAGGUGUUUUGUAAAAUGCCUGACCGAGAUGUGGUUACAUGGAAUUCAAUGAUUGGAGGUUACGUUAGAAAUGGAAAAUUUGAGGAGGCACUGAGAUCUUUUCAAGCCAUGCUUAGCUCAAAUGUUGAGCCAGAUAAAUUUACAUUUGCAUCCGUUAUUACUGCAUGUGCAAGGCUUGGAGCUCUUAACCAUGCUCAAUGGUUGCAUGAUUUGAUGGUUCAGAAAAGAAUAGAAGUUAACUUCAUUUUGAGUUCUGCGUUGAUAGAUAUGUAUUCGAAGUGCGGUAGAAUUGAAACUGCAAAGGAAGUUUUUGAAAGUGUCGAACGAAAUGAUGUUUCUGUUUGGAAUUCAUUGAUCAACGGGUUAGCAGUUCAUGGUCUUGCUUUAGAUGCAAUGAUGGUAUUCUCGAAGAUGGAAGCAGAAAAUGUUUUACCUGAUUCUUUAACUUUUCUUGGGAUUUUAAAAGCAUGUAGCCAUUGUGGUUUGGUUAAAGAGGGUCGCAAGUAUUUUGAUUUAAUGGAAAAUUAUUAUUCAAUUAAGCCACAGCUUGAGCACUAUGGAGCAAUGGUUGAUCUCUUGGGUCGAGCUGGGUUGCUAGAUGAGGCUUAUGCCAUGAUUACAGCAAUGCCAAUGGAGCCAGAUGUUAUUGUAUGGAGAAUACUUCUUAGUGCUUGUAGAACACACAGAAAUACAGAGUUGGGGGAAGUUGCUGUUGCAAAUAUAUCAGGCCCUAAGAGCGGAGACUAUGUUUUAUUGUCAAAUAUCUACUGUUCCCAGAAUAGAUGGGAUAAUGCUCAAGAAGUGAGAGAAAUGAUGAAAGAGGAGGGAGUUCGUAAGCGUCGGGGAAAGAGUUGGUUUGAAUGGGAAGAUGUGGUUCACCGAUUUAGGGCAGGUGAUAAAUCUCAUCCUGAAACAGAAGCAUUAUACAAGAUAUUGGAAGGUUUGAUCCAAAGAACAAAGUUGGAGGGAUUUGUGCCCUCAACAGAGUUAGUUAUGAUGGAUGUUUCUGAGGAGGAAAAGGAGGAAAACUUGUAUCAUCACAGUGAAAAGCUGGCAUUGGCCUAUGGAAUCUUGAAAACUAGCCCUGGAACAGAAAUCAGGAUUUAUAAAAAUCUUCGAAUCUGCUAUGACUGUCACAAUUGGAUAAAAAUGGUUUCCGGGCUGUUAAGCAGAGUGAUUAUCAUAAGGGAUCGGAUACGUUUUCACCGAUUUGAAGGGGGCUCAUGUUCUUGUGGAGACUAUUGGUAGUGUGUUUUUGAUAACCAGAGACAGCUUUAAGUCUUAACCAAUGCUUGCACCAAAGUCUGAAAUGGAAAGAAAGAUUAUUUUAUUUCAUUGAUCACUUUGUCACUUGAUCUGGCUUUUACAGUUUUACAUAAGUGGUAGGAAGAGUUCAGAGAUUGAUUGAAGAGAUCAAUCCAUGCUUCCUUUGUAGUCUAUUUAUACGCGCUCACAAUGCAUCCAUGUGCUGUUUAUUUAUUUA
Molecule: messenger RNA, 1894 nt
Organism: Jatropha curcas
Lineage: Eukaryota; Viridiplantae; Streptophyta; Magnoliopsida; Malpighiales; Euphorbiaceae
Product: Tetratricopeptide repeat (TPR)-like superfamily protein
Biological process (GO): RNA modification
Molecular function (GO): protein binding; RNA binding; zinc ion binding
Source: RefSeq, a predicted model, not a curated record